Messenger RNA from Eurytemora carolleeae, 760 nucleotides. RefSeq names its product integumentary mucin C.1. Lineage: Eukaryota; Metazoa; Arthropoda; Copepoda; Calanoida; Temoridae. The record is from RefSeq and is a predicted model, not a curated record. The transcript is spliced from 4 exons. The coding region runs from base 43 to 663 and encodes 206 amino acids.
AUAAAUAAUUGGAAACCCAGGCAACUAAACCAGUUAUUCAAGAUGUUCUCCUUCAUUCUUCUAGGAGUCUUAGCCACAGCUACCAGUAUUUCUGCCCAAGCAGCAUGUACUGGUGCAGGGGAUCUUUGUUUUAACAAGUUUUCUGGAUUGAGCACUUGUACUCCUUGUCCAUCUGGAACCAGUUGCAAUCCAGUGAUUACGAAUGGUAUUGAAGGCAGCAGCUAUUGUCAGUUUGAUAUUUGUCUAGCAGAGGGAGUAUCUUGUGCUUAUGAUGUUGGAGUCUGCUGUACAGAUUUAUCCUGUUCACCAGAUGGUACAGGAGACUUGAAAUGUACUGCACCUCCUACCACAACUACUACUACUACUACCACGACUACUACUACUACCACAACUACUACUACUACCACUACUACUACCACAACAACUUCCACUACUACAACUACUUCUACUACAUCUACCACAACAACUACAACUACUGCUGCCCCAACAACCACUACUACUGAAACAACUACAACAACAGUUGAUAGCAGUGAAGAAUCUGGAAGUUCUGAAUCUGGAAGCAAAGAAGGAAAGAAAAGCAAAGAAAAGAAAGGAAAGAAGGGAAAGAAGGGAAAGAAGGGAAAGAAAGGAAAGAAAGGAAGCAAGGAAAAGAAAGGAAAAUAAGAACUCCAUCAAUGUAUGUUCAAAUGUAUUUGCAGUGGCAUGGAUCAGAAAUAACUGAUAAUUCAUUUUUCUUGUAAAAUAAAUUUUCAAUUAAAUG